GAAGGCAUCAGCUUUAUCUACUGACUUUAAAGGCUACUGUUAUGAGGGGUUAAUUUUUUUUUAUAGUGAACGACACGGCAAUGUGUAAUGCAUAGUCUUGCUCAACUGUUUAUGGAUAAUUUAGGAGACAUGGGGCUAUGAACCCAAUUCUCAGACAAAGAGAGAAUAUUAACUGUGUUUAUAUUAUAAAACCAGUUUAAGCUUUAUGUUUAAUUUUAAAACAGUUAUUUAUUUAUUUUACAUAUAACAAUCCCAGUGAAGAUCUCCUUCCACAUUAACCAUGCCUGAUCAAAAGCGGUACAGACAUAACUGCAUCAAGGAACCAUUUUGUGUUCUCAGCACCAGCGGUGGUUUGAAGACGAGGCGGAGAAAUGUGCUAUUUCGUAAUAAGUUUUUAGACACUUAUUCUGGUUAUUCAGAAGACAUGUCAACUCACUCAGAUUACAGUUUGAACUUCAGUAACAAGAGAAAUCGUAGAAGAAUUCAGUUUUUACAGACAUUCAAAACACCAGAGGCAGUAGCUUGGGCAGACAUUUUCCUUUCAGAAGAUCAAGAGUUCCCCCAUACAUCUUCAAACUCAGCCCUUACAGCAACAGAAACCCAGGACGAUAUUUAUAUGGAACCCAUUAAUGAUUCUAAAAUACCAAUGGAGAAAAACAGUAAAGAGAAGAUGGCUUUUCCAACAAGACUCACAAGACCAUUUGAUCUAUCCAGAAAAUCUGGAGUAAUCAUGGAAGCAAUGUCUCACACACCUGGCUAUUCCUUAUUCAUGGAUAUUGAUCCUUCAAAAUCAGGAGGAUUCUUGGACAGUCUUGGUACAGCUGCACUACAGCCAUUGCUCGUGGACCGUGGUGGUUCCAUGCAUGAGGAAUCAAUAAUCCAGAGCAAACAGGUGCUUCCAAUUCUAGACUGGGUUGGUGAAAAACUAAGGCGUAAACUGCAUAUGUCCUAAACUGAGCAUCCCGUCAUUCUGAUCAUUGGGUUCUGAGAUCAUAUCUAAGGCUAUCUUACUUCAGACAAGAAAAACUUUCAGCAACUAUGGAUGAUUUUAAGAUAGCUGUGAUGAAAUAAAGU
Gavialis gangeticus (Gharial) is the source of this 1074-nucleotide messenger RNA. RefSeq lists its product as uncharacterized. The record is from RefSeq and is a predicted model, not a curated record. The transcript is spliced from 3 exons. NCBI's taxonomy places the organism in Eukaryota, Metazoa, Chordata, Crocodylia, Gavialidae. Bases 281 to 952 code for a protein of 223 amino acids.